UCCCCAUUCAUUCACUCUUUCAGUCUUUCGGCUUCACUGUUCAAGUUUUUCUCCAGUCACCCGAAUCCUCCGAAACUAAACCAGCUUCUGGACUUUUUUUCCCCCCUCUCAGCAGCUUUUGCUUUUACGCAGGAGAGGAGCAUGAGCUUUUCCGAGGGGUGACUUGAUUCCCUUUACAUUUAUAACAUCAGCCCGUAAAAAUGGCAAAACCUUUGGAUCACAUUAAGAGGCCCAUGAACGCCUUCAUGGUUUGGUCCAGAGGGCAGAGGAGGCGGAUGGCCCGGGAGAACCCCAAGAUGCACAACUCUGAAAUCAGCAAGCGGCUGGGCGCGGAGUGGAAGCGGCUCUCUGACCCGGAGAAGCGGCCGUACAUCGACGAGGCGAAGCGGCUGCGGGCUCAGCACAUGAAGGAGCAUCCGGACUACAAGUACCGACCCCGGCGCAAACCCCGGGGCCCCCUGAAGAGGGACCGUUUGGUUUUCCCGCUGCCGUCUUUGCUCGGCGAAGCAGCGGAACACCUGAAAGCGGUUAAUCUGGACUCUUUGAUCGUUUCCGGGGACAAACCCAGAACUCUGCUCUCCCCCUCCUCCUCCUCCCCCUCUUCGUUCUCGCUCUGUGAGCCUGUCACGCAGUUCAGCACCGGAGCUGUCCAGCGGAUUGCGGAGAUGCCGCACGCGCUGCCCUACGGCGCGCACGCCUUCGGCUACCAGGGCGGAGGGUUCGGGGGGCUGGCGAGCCCCGGACAGCACCCGACUCCGUCCAGCCCAGCCGGGUACGUGGUUCCCUGCAGCUGCAGCGCCUGGCCCGCAGCCUCCCUGCACCCUCAGGUGGCCUACAUCCUGCUUCCAGGAGGGAUGAGCAAGGGCGCCGUGGACUCAUCAUACGCCCCAAACAACUCCCCCAACAUGUGACAGACUGGAGAACAAAAAUAUGUCAAAUAUUCUUCUAGAGGAAGAAUCAACAAAUGUGGCUGGAAAGGUGUACAAAGGAGGAGUAAAAUCUUAUAACUCCAAGCUUUUGCAGAAACAAAAAUAAAACCAACUGAAGGUUUUAUUUAAUGUGUGCGAACAUAUCUUUUUUUUAUUACUUAAAAAUGCACUAAGACAAUGUAAUCACUUUCAUAAUGUUGCUUUAAAACCAAGAAGGGAAGAAAAACACUGUUCUGAACGACUUUCGUAAAUCUGACAUUUCUUUCUGUUUCUCACCUGAACGCGAUUCAUAUCACGGUAUGCUUCAGUGUUUUACGAGCCAAUAAAACAGACUAUACGUAUAUUUAGAUUAUAUCGGUGGAGCUGAAAAUCUAUGAAUCUGGUGCCAUUUAAAGAGAGCAGCGUUUAAAAUGAACUUUAGUCUAUUUAAAGAGAGGCUUCUCCAUGUAAUAGAACAACACAAAACAGUGUUCAACUGUGAAGAUGAAGAGGACCAUGAACAAUGUUCUCUAUUUAUACUAAUGAAAGUUAUGCAUUUGCGCACAUCUCCAAAAAAGUGCAGCCAAUUACGCAGUUUCCUCGCUAGUAAACAGAGUCUAUCGUGUGAUUCAUUCUCUGUAAAUAAAAUCCGGUCAUCUUUGGAAAAAUAAACCUGACCACACUCUGUGUAGAUAGAGCAUGUUUGUUUGGAGCUUAAAGAGAAUAAAACUAUAUACAUUCAAUACUCUGUGAUAAAGGUGCAACUAAUGA
Messenger RNA from Poecilia reticulata (guppy), 1679 nucleotides. Its product is annotated as transcription factor Sox-14. Gene Ontology annotation, molecular function: RNA polymerase II cis-regulatory region sequence-specific DNA binding; DNA-binding transcription activator activity, RNA polymerase II-specific. Lineage: Eukaryota; Metazoa; Chordata; Actinopteri; Cyprinodontiformes; Poeciliidae. Gene Ontology annotation, biological process: cell differentiation; positive regulation of transcription by RNA polymerase II. The record is from RefSeq and is a predicted model, not a curated record. Gene Ontology annotation, cellular component: nucleus.